CGGCAGGGAGGCCACGCCCGUGACCACGCCCACGCCCCGCCCCGCCACGAUUAUAGCCGAUGACUCAGGGCGGAGCUCCGCAUCCAGCCCUCGCCGCCGCCAACUUCUCUGGAUGGGACCAGAAGUUUCUAGCCGGCCAGUUGCUACCUCCCUUUAUCUCCUCCUUCCCCUUUGGCAGCGUGGAGGCUAUUUCCAGACACUUCCAGCCCUCUCCGGCCACGUCACCCCCUCCUUUAAUUCAUAAAGGUGCCCAGCGCCGGCUUCCCGGACACGUCGGCAGCCCACAAGACUCUAGCUCCGGCCUCGGCCAGCGAGCCACUCUGCGCCUGGAAGUCCGGCACCCCGCGACCCUGUGACCCGGCACCCCGGCGGCUGCCCCUCCGGGCCGACCCCGACCCAGCAUGAGCGCUGCCACCCACUCGCCGAUGGUUCAGAUGGCGUCCGGCAACGGCGCCGGCGACCGCGACCCCCUGCCCCCCGGCUGGGAAAUCAAGAUCGAUCCGCAAACCGGCUGGCCCUUCUUCGUGGACCACAACAGCCGCACCACGACGUGGAACGACCCGCGCGUGCCCCCGAGGGCCCCAAGGUAAGGGACCCGAGCUGCACUCUGGCCAGCACUUCCCCCCACCCCCACCCCCCCCGCGCCCCGACGGCGAGCGGCGGGACAGGGCUUCGGGGAUGGGGGUGGCGGGCUGGACUGGGCCGGGCUGCGGGGACGCGAGGAGCAGGGUGCCUGCCGGCCACAGCCCGCCCGCGCCGGUGUCCCAGAGGAAACCACAUCUUCUGCGAACGGGCCUUCGCGGGAGGGCUCCAGGGCACUCCCCACUAGGGAAGGCCAUGCCGUGUACCCCCAGCUCCGGCCAGGCUACAUUCCCAUCCCUGUCCUCCACGAAGGCGCUGAGAGCCGGCAGCUGCGCCCCUUCUUUGCCCACCCCCAGCCGGGGGUGCAGCGCUUCCAAGCUGAGGCGGCCCCCACCGCUCCACAGACAUCCCAGACACCUCUGCGGGGUGUGGUGGAAGCCACCCAGCCAGAUAAGCAGUGCGGACAGGCAGUGGCAGCUGCGGGAGCCCAGCCCCCAGCCUCCCAGGGACCUGAGCGGUCCCAGUCUCCAGCUGCCUCAGACUGCUCGUCCUCAUCCUCCUCGGCCAGCCUGCCUUCCUCCUCAGGCAGGAGCAGCCUGGGCAGUCACCAACUCCCCCGGGGCUACAUCUCCAUCCCUGUGAUACAUGAGCAGAAUGUCACCCGGCCGGCAGCCCAGCCCUCCUUCCACCAAGCCCAGAAGACCCACUACCCAGCUCAGCAGGGUGAAUACCAGACCCACCAGCCUGUGUACCACAAGAUCCAGGGGGAUGACUGGGAGCCCCGGACCACAUGGGCCGCAUCCCCGUUCCGGUCACCAGUCCGGGGCACGUCCAGCCGGGAGGGCUCUCCGGCCAGAAGCAGCCCGCCGGUGCACUCCCCACCGUCCCUCCGCAUGCACACCAUGGUCGACAGGCCUCAGCAGCCCAUGACCCAUCGAGAACCUUCUCCUGUCCCCCAACCUGAAAACAAACCAGAGAGCAAGCCAGGCCCAGCUGGACCAGAUCUCCUUCCUGGACACAUCCCGAUUCAGGUGAUCCGCAAGGAGGCAGAUUCCCAGCCUGUUGCGCAGAAGCCCCCGCCUCCCUCUGAGAAGGUGGAAAUAAAAGUUUCCUCUGCUCCAGCGCCUUCUCCUCCCAGCCCCGCCCCUCCUGCUGUCCCCUCUUCCCCCAAAAAUGUGGCUGCGGAAGAGAGAGCAGCCCCCAGCCCUGCCCCUGCAGAAGCCACACCCCCAAAACCAGGAGAAGCUGAAGUUCCCGCAAAACAUCCAGGUGUGCUGAAAGUGGAAGCCAUCCUGGAGAAGGUGCAAGGGCUGGAGCAGGCUGUGGACAACUUUGAAGGCAAGAAGACAGACAAAAAGUACCUGAUGAUAGAAGAGUAUUUGACCAAAGAGCUACUGGCCCUGGAUUCGGUAGACCCUGAGGGACGAGCUGAUGUCCGCCAGGCCAGGAGAGACGGCGUCAGGAAGGUUCAGACCAUUCUGGAAAAACUUGAACAGAAAGCAAUCGAUGUCCCAGGUCAAGUCCAGGUCUAUGAACUCCAGCCCAGCUCUCUUGAAACCGAUCAGCCACUGCAGGAAAUCAUGGAGAUGGCAGCAGACAAGAGCAAGAAAAGUACGGGAAAUGAAGAGGAUCUCAAAACUGAAACCCAGCAGCCAGAAGCCAAGGAAGCAGCAGCUCCAACCCCCAGCAGCACGACAGAUGCAGCUGCUAACCCAGCAGCACCGUAGUCUCCACUAAGUAAAAAUCAGACCUGGAGGCUGGGAACUGAUUGUGUGCUUUAGGGAAUUUUAAGUUGCAUGCAUUUCAGGGACUUAAAAUCAGUUGGUUUUUACUCUUCAUAGCCGCUUGAUACGCAGUAACCUGGGUGGAGGCAAAACACACUAAUGAAAGGGCUAAAAGGAAAACGAUGCUUUUCUUCUGUAUUAUUCUGUACAAAUAAGUUGCUUGUUACAGAAGUUUAACCCCAUCGCUUAUUGUUUUUGGGCCCUUUCUGUAUGGGCCCCGGAUGUCAGCCAUGGCUAUGAACUGUCUUCCUAUAGUUUUGGACCGAAGGAGUACUGGGGCGGGGGGGGCAGUUAGACAGGCAGUCAGUUUCCCAUCACCAAGUAUGAAACCCGUUUUUCAGAAAUGUUGCCAUUUUAAUGGGAUGACCUUCAUCAUCUCAUAGCUAAAAUACGUUAGAUGACAUAAAAUGUGUAUGGAGCCAUAGGAAUAUAUCUGUAUGUUGGAUGACUUUAGUGCUACUUUAAAAAAAGGAAAUAAAGUAAUAACGUAACUCUGAA
Molecule: messenger RNA, 2864 nt
Organism: Sus scrofa (pig)
Lineage: Eukaryota; Metazoa; Chordata; Mammalia; Artiodactyla; Suidae
Source: RefSeq, a predicted model, not a curated record